AUGACCCUGAACUAUGACCCUGAUAGCUCCCUUGUAAACGCUACAUGGGUGGCUACGUUGCUAAGCGAAAGAGAUGCCGCAGGCCAAAUUCCUAUCAACUUCGUGACGCACCCGGCCGUGUCGUUAAGGGCAGCAUGUUUCGCGGACAACGUAUUCGAUAAGAAUUCCACUGCGAAAUGCAUAUCCAAUCUCUUGGCAGUAGGGUACCGUCGGCUACUGGUCGAUCUGUAUUGGUCCGCAGAACGACGAUCAUGGUCGUUCUGCCCGGUGUCCGUCCCUGCAAACGUAGGGACAGAUAGCUCCAUAACCGCUGUGACUAGCUCAACCGGAUCGCAAUUAUACCAAUUGGGUUCAUAUCAGUGCUCUGAUAACCUUGAUGUUUCCGGCUUGAUUCAUAUACUGCGUGGCUAUUUCGAGAAUAACACCUCCCAGCUGAAUGUGUACCUUUCAUUUGUGAUAUUCAAUCUCCAUGCGGCUGCCAGUACAUCCGCGCCCGAUGACCCGGCUCCAGCGGUAUUUGGAGCGCAGUUGCCGAGUAACAAGGAACGCCUUGGCUAUCUACUUGAUGGCAGCUUAGGCGAAUAUAUCUAUAAUCCGUCGCAACUUGCAGAAGAGCGGAGCAAUUUGAAUAAUUCGUGGUAUCGGGUGACUAACGGUUAUGAGCCUAUCACGGAAUAUUUUACAAUCCAUGAGGAUUCAAAGGGUAGGCAGAGCACCCCGGACGGUUGGCCAUGCUCGAAGUACGUGCAGCUCGCAAGGGAACGAAGAGUCCUUUUCGGAUAUGGGGAUAUCGAUCCGCAGAUUGAGGAUUAUGACUUGAGUAGUGACAGCGUGCUGUUUCCUCCAUCCUACCUGACCGAUUUUGUGGAUGUCUCUUCAGCGGUUGACGGCAGUCUGGAUACCGGAUGUCUCUACGACUCUGACGCUUAUCUGGUCUCCCAGGUUAAUUCUUCAUGGUCAUUAUCGACCCGAAUUCCAGUUCCCUCCACGACAAACGGCUCAGUGACACUGGAUCAAUUGUCAAGUAUAGUCACCAACCUAACAGCAUGCGGUCUAUCUCCAAACCUUAACGACACCCUCCUCAAUGCCACAGCCGACAAUGACGUUGAAACAUACAGAAAUAUAUCAUUAUCUGCCUCCUGGGCCUGGUCUGCCGGGCAACCGCAAGAUUCCAUAGAUAACGAAGAUGGCGAUCCCAAGGAACGAUGCGCAGUACUCGACCUAUCAACAAAUGGUCACUGGCAAGCUAUCGGCUGUGGUGAAGAUCGCUACGCAGCCUGCCGCGUCGACAACGUCCCAUUUACUUGGAAACUAUCCACAAAGAGGACAUCCUACGGAAACGCCGCACGUGCCUGCCCCGAAAAUACCUCUUUCUCUCUUCCACGUACGGGGCUCGAAAAUACCUACCUCUACCGCUAUCUUCUUUCGUAUCAAUCAGCGUCAAACGGUACACUGGACGUUUUCUCUUCUAAAGACAGUAUGCGCCAAGUCUGGUUGGAUUUUAACUCGUUGGAUAUUGCGUCUUGUUGGGUCAGCGGUGGCCCUGAUGCUAAUUGCCCGUAUGCGUCGAAUCCGCAGCAGUUGGAGAAGCGGACGGUUCUGGUUGCUACGAUUUGGGGGAUUGUCAUCUGUGUUGUUGCUGCGUUGACACUCUUUGUGAAAUGUAAUGCUAAUCGGCGGAACUCGCGACGACGGAAGAGGGUUAUUGAAGGGUGGGAGUAUGAGGGGGUUCCGUCUUGA
Messenger RNA from Aspergillus chevalieri, 1740 nucleotides. Its product is annotated as Lectin C-type domain protein. The coding region runs from base 1 to 1740 and encodes 579 amino acids. The record is from RefSeq and is a predicted model, not a curated record. The transcript is spliced from 2 exons. Lineage: Eukaryota; Fungi; Ascomycota; Eurotiomycetes; Eurotiales; Aspergillaceae.